Suillus bovinus is the source of this 616-nucleotide messenger RNA. Its product is annotated as ATP synthase E chain-domain-containing protein. Gene Ontology annotation, molecular function: proton transmembrane transporter activity. NCBI's taxonomy places the organism in Eukaryota, Fungi, Basidiomycota, Agaricomycetes, Boletales, Suillaceae. The record is from RefSeq and is a predicted model, not a curated record. The coding region runs from base 160 to 429 and encodes 89 amino acids. Gene Ontology annotation, biological process: proton motive force-driven ATP synthesis. The transcript has 5 exons.
CAACUGCCUUGCAAUAGUGGGGAAUGCGCAUGCGCUUGAGCACAGAAAAAUUAUGUCAGCGGGAAACGCCGACUUGCUCCGCUGAAACUCGCAAAGCAACUUUUCUAUAGUGCAUACUCCAGCAUUAACUUUCAUAUCGAAAGUCAAAAAGGUCGAACGAUGUCCGCCACACUUAAUGUUGCUCGCUACAGCGCCCUCCUUUCAGGUGUUUUCUAUGGCAUUUACCACCGUCGGUCACUGCAGCAAGCCCACGACCAAGAGAAGGAACACCACGCAAUACACCAACGUGAACAGUUGAUUGCACAGGCAAAGGAUGCAUGGAGACACAAGCAGGAGGGUGCAAAGGGGUCGGAUGGUAUCAUCACAAACCCAGAAGACCCACGAUUCGACCUCGAGAAGCUCGUUGCCAAAUGGGAGAAAGAGCUAUAAUGGUCGUGUUGCCUUGCUUUCCUCUGUCAACUAUACCUAUAGAUCACUGCCAUUCUCAAUUUCACUCUUGUGGUAGACGUAAAUGAGUCAUCAUCCGAAGGGUUCCGAACUGCUCCAAUGAUUUUGUUCCUGCUGCGCGAAACGCGUUUAUCUUAGUCUCAUGAGUGAAUUUGAAUGAUAUGCAAAC